Messenger RNA from Pseudophryne corroboree (corroboree frog), 4959 nucleotides. RefSeq names its product NACHT, LRR and PYD domains-containing protein 3-like. The record is from RefSeq and is a predicted model, not a curated record. NCBI's taxonomy places the organism in Eukaryota, Metazoa, Chordata, Amphibia, Anura, Myobatrachidae. The coding region runs from base 223 to 3786 and encodes 1187 amino acids. The transcript is spliced from 15 exons. Gene Ontology annotation, molecular function: protein binding. Gene Ontology annotation, cellular component: cytoplasm.
UCCUCCUCAGCUGGAUGCACGUCACUUCUCCCCUGUCAGCCUGCUGUAAGUACAGGCUCCUCGGAUAAUUUCCCAUCCUUCACAUCUGUCCUUUCACUAGUGAGAGAUGGAGCUGCCUUUACCGCACAGCAGCCCCUGUCAGUGCCUCACUAUUCUCCUCAGAGCUGUUUCUGUCAGGGCUUCCCGCCUCAGGAUAAAUAGGAUCUAAUUGUCUCCUGUGAGAUGGCUGCAUCCUCAUUAAAAAGGACUCGGGGAGCGAUGAGCAGAACACCUGGAGAUAUUCUGUGCGAGGCUCUGGAAGAUCUGACACAGUAUAACUUCAACAGGUUUAAGUCCAGGUUGUCUGAAUUCUCCAGAGGAGGACGAGGCCCCAUCCCACGUGGGCGUACAGAAAACGCCGAUUACAUUGACACAAAAGACCUCCUCAUAAACGUAUAUGGAGAGGAGAUGGCUGUUGUUGUGGCCAUAGAGGUCUUACAACUGAUCAAUCUUACGGGACGUGCUGAGGAUCUACGUCAGAAAGUGACACAAAGUGUAACAUUACAGGAAAUGUCUUCAGAUGCAGAACUUGAAGACUGCAGACUCAAGUACCUGAAUGACAUGAAAGAGAGAUACUGUCGUAUGGAAGAGGGAAACGCGAGGUUGGGGGAAUCUGUCAGUCUGGAGAACAGAUUCAUCAGUCUGUUACUGAUAGAGAAGUAUCGGGGUGAGGCAGAGAGACAACAUGAGAUAAUAGCUUCAGGCCAGCGGCAUCUAAAUAUUAUGGCAAACAGAUCAUCAGAUGAGUAUUCCCCAACCACUAUACAGGCUCUGUUUGAUCCUAAUAAAGAUGGAAUUAUUCCCAAGACUGUGGUGUUACUGGGACCUGCCGGGAUAGGAAAGACUAUGACAUCUCAGAAGAUCAUGCUGGACUGGGCCUCCGGGAAUCUGUAUAAGGACAAGUUUCAGUUUGUGUUUUACAUACGCUGCAGAGAAAUCAACACCAUCACUGGUAACAUUAGUCUCGCUGGUUGUUUAUCCAAAUUUUGUGGACUGUUAGGUUCAUUGGAUUCUUUGUUGCCGUCAAUCUUCCAGAACCCUGAAAGAAUACUUUUCAUUUUUGAUGGUUUUGAUGAACUAAAAUUGUCAUCAAUAAAUGAUACUGAGGUUUGUGAUCCAUUUCAGGAAGUCUCCAAAGAAAUCCUUCUCUACAGUUUGCUUAGGAAAACACUGCUCAGUGGGAGCUCACUAAUCAUCACCACAAGACCCCUGUCAUUGAUGAAGCUGAAGCGCCUUGUUAUAGAUCCCCGAUGUGUGGAGAUUCUGGGGUUUACAGGGAAAGACCGUGAACAAUAUUUCAAUAAUUUCUUUGCAUCCAUAGAACAAGCAGCCCUGGUUCUUAGUACAGUUAAGGACAAUGUUACCUUGUUCACCAUGUGUGUUGUCCCUAUAAUUUGCUGGAUUAUAUGUACUGUAAUGAGACAGCUACUAACAGAGGGAUUGUCUGUAAUUGAUUGCAAGACAUCCACAUCCAUUUACCUGUUGUACCUAAAGAGUUUAAUAAAGCAUCACGGAAGGGACUCUACCCAGUCUAUAAGCACAUGUAUACAGAAGCUGUGUGCUUUGGCCAAUGAAGGAGUUUUGGACCAGAGAAUUCUAUUUGAAGAAUCAGAUCUUGAAAGACAUGGACUCUCUAUGUCAGAGCUGGAGUCUGUGUUUCUGAAUGAGAACAUCUUCCAAAGGGACAUUGGGAUCCACACCUGCUACAGCUUCAUCCAUAUGAGUGUGCAGGAGUUCUUUGCUGCUCUCUACUAUGUCCUGGGUGAGAAUGCUGUGAGCGAAAAUGUCAACUUACAAAGCAGAAAUGUGAAAGACUUACUGAAGGCAUCAGAACAUCAGCGGCAUCUAACUUUAACUGUACGAUUCUUAUUUGGCCUUUCAAGUGAGACACAAAUUCAGGCGACUCAAGGAACCAUUGGAUGUACCAUUUCCUUCAGAGAAAAAAACAUUUUGGAGGAUUGGCUGAAGACCAAUAAAUCACACUACCAUAACACAAUACUUUCCUGCCUGUACGAGACACAGGAUGAGGACUAUGUGGAGAGAAUGAUGGCUCACUUUCCUGAUUUGAAAUGUACAGGCUAUUUCCAUGAUCACCAGGAGAUCCGUGAUUUACGAGCUGUAGCCUACUGCUUGGAGAGAAGUACAACAAAGCAGAAGGUCUGCUUUGACAGCUACAGAAUAGGACCAAAGGAUCAGAAAGUUCUAUCAAAAGCACUCUCAAAGUGUUCCACACUUAGUAUCUCUGCAAGCAAGUUUCAGAAUAAUGAGGAAAAUGAUGGUCAUUCUGGAGACAGUAUAUCCGAGAUGUUUACACACUGUCAGAAACUAGAGGAUCUAGAGUUACAGGAUUGUGAUCUGACCUCCUCCUGCUGUGAUGAUCUCUGCUCUGUUAUUACUACACACCGCUCUCUGACCAGACUGGACCUGUCAUUGACUGCUCUGCUGGACUCUGGAAUAAAAGUUCUGUGUAAGGGACUGAGGCAUCCAGCCUGUACCCUAAAGGAUCUUCGGUUAAAUUACUGUGGUCUGACCUCCUCCUGCUGUGAUGAUCUCCACUUUGUUCUUACUACAAACCGCUCUCUGACCAGACUGGACCUGACACACAAUGUUCUGGAGGACUCUGGAAUAAAACUUCUGUGUGGGGGAUUGAGACAUCCAGCCUGUGCCAUACAGGAUCUUACGUUACAGUGGUGUCACCUGACCUCCUCCUGCUGUGACGAUCUCCGCUCUGUUAUUACUACAAACCACUCACUGACCAGACUGGACCUGUCAGGGAAUCAUCUCCUGAAGGACUCUGGAAUAAAACGUCUGUGUGUGGGACUGAGAGACCUGGCCUGUACUCUACAGGAUCUUAGGUUAUCAUGCUGUGGUCUGACCUCCUCCUGCUGUGAUGAUCUCCACUCUGUUAUUACUAGAAACCACUCUCUGACCAGACUGGACCUGUCAGUGAAUGCUCUGCAGGACUCUGGAAUAAGACUUCUGUGUAAGGGACUGAGACAUCCAGCCUGUACACUGCAGGAUCUUAGGUUAUAUUACUGUGGACUGACCUCCUCCUGCUGUGAUGAUCUCCGCUCAGUUAUUACUACACACUGUUCUCUGACCAGACUGGACCUGUCAAACAAUGCUUUGCAGGACUCUGGAAUAAGACUUCUGUGUGCGGGACUGAGGCAUCCAGACUGUACCCUGCAGGAUCUUAGGUUACAGGAAUGUGGUCUGACCUCCUCCUGCUGUGCUGAUCUCCGCUCUGUUCUUACUACAAACCGCUCUCUGACCAGACUGGAGCUGAAAGACAAUGUUCUGGGGGACUCUGGAAUAAAACUCCUGUGUAAGGGACUGAGACACCCAGCCUGUACCCUGCAGGAUCUUAUGUUACCGGACUGUGGUCUGACCUCCUCCUGCUGUGAUGAUCUCCGCUCUGUUCUUACUACAAACAGCUCUCUGACUAGACUGUACCUGGCACGGAAUGCUCUGGAGGACUCUGGAAUAAAACUUCUGUGUGGGGGACUGAGACACCCAGCCUGUGCCCUACAGGAUCUUAAUUUAUUUGGCUGUGGUCUGACCUCCUCCUGCUGUGAUGACCUCCGCUCUGUUCUUACUACAAACCGCUCUCUGACCAAACUGGACCUGACAGGGAACAAGCUUGAGGACUGUGCAGUAAAACUUUGGGAGUGUGUGAGGCCUCCCCUGCAGCUUCGUGUAGAUACCACAACAUGUUUGGAGCACUCCAAUCCUCCUUUGACCAUAUGAUUUUGGAAGAAAGAAUUUCUGAAUGUGAACCAUUCCAAGUAUCCAAGAAGAAUGAUUUUGAGAUAUAAAUGUGAAAUAUGUACAGAAUUGUACCAUUUUUAUUAUCUGUAAUACCAUAUUUUCAUCAUGUUUUUAAAAUCAUUUGUUAACAUUUAUGGUGAUUCUUUAUUAUUCAAUCAUGUACAUAAUUUUAUGACAUCAUAAAUUGUUGAGAAGUUUUUUUAUCCACUUUGGCGCUGAACCAAUAUGCUUUGGAACUAGAAAGAUGGCCGAAAAGGAACUUCCGGUCUGAUCACAUGACCGGCCGUACUCCGCCAAAUUAAUCCACCCCUUUUUUUUAAUCUAAUGGUGGUACCCUAUCGGGAGAGCAUGUUUUUUAGUGUUUAUUUGUAGAUUUUAUACAUUAGUAUUGGAGGAACACCUAGGACCGAGCUGGUCCGUUUGGGAUUUUUAAAAAUGGCGGCGACGGCACUUCCGGUCACGUCACGUGACCGGAGUUUCUCCGCUAGCGGGAACCAGCAGUUUGAACGGUCAGGUGACUGGAGAUCACACUGGGACCCUUCUCGCCGCAAACUACAAGGCGGAACCUUUCUUUUAGAGAGUUUAUGGAAAAGAACGGAGAAGCACAUAGCACUUCCGGUCAUGAAAUUUAAAUGUUUUAUGGUUUUUUCAUUAAAAAUAUGCAUUUUAAAUUGCGGUUUUUGCUGGAAUGGGCACACCAUAUAAUGUAGAAUAGAAUGUCUAUGUUAGAUUAGGAAAUAGGAUGACCAUAACAUGUAUAUGUACACAUUGAAUUGUAAAUGGGAGUGGCUCCUCCCAGUAUUUGGGAGUAUCAAUCUAUAAGGGUAUAAAUAGCUGGGAAGAGGAGCCAGAGGGACAUGCCUUGAAAAAGAUCCACGGAUCGAAACGCGUUGGCUGACUUGUGACAUUUUGGUGGCUGAUUACCCGGACGAGGAGAGGACGAGGUGCCCAUUGCUUGGAGCUGACCGUUCCCGGGGACGUUGGAAACAUCAACACAGCGACAAAUUUUGGUGCACUUAUGAAACCCCAAAUCUGGUAGGAAGCCACUGUCAAAGUCAGAAAAAUGUCUCAAUGCACGUUGCCAUAUUUGCACCGCACACUGGUCCGCGCUGCGCGUGCGUACGCUCUCCCGUGGAGGCGCAUACCCGCAAU